GGUGCCACCACGCGCGGAAAAAUCAGCAGCUCCCGCUGCCGUCGCCUCCGCCUGGCCGCGUAAUUUAAUCCUCGCCAUUCCUCCACUCCACCUCCCUCCAUUUUGCUGCUGCUGCUGCUCUGCUCACCACCUCAGCUGCUCAGGUGCCGCCCAUCCCUUCAUCAGUUUCACUCGCCACGCCACACGGCCAUGGAGCGCGGCGGCCUGCGCGCGCUACCGCUGCUGCUGCUGCUCACGCUGCCGAUGAUUCCCGUGCCGGUCGCCGGCCCGGCAACGAUGACGACGGCGGCGUUCCUGGAGGAGGACGCGAUCCUGGGCGCCGUGGGGAGCGCGAGGCACGGAGGCAAGGGCCCCGCGAACGCGAACGCGAACGCGAGCACGAGGCUGCCGCGCGGUGCCGGCGGGAGGCAGCAGCACAGUCGCUACGACGUGGUGGCUGGGUCGUCGUCGUCGUCGUGGAAGGAGGAGAUCGCGGGGCUGGCUGGUCGUCCGGAGCUGGCGGCGUGGCUGCGCGCUGUGCGGCGGCGGAUCCACGAGCGGCCCGAGCUGGCGUACGAGGAGGUGGAGACGAGCCGCCUGGUCCGCGACGAGCUGGACGCGCUGGGCGUCGGGUUCCGCCACCCCGUCGCGCGCACGGGCGUCGUCGCCACGCUCGGCACCGGCCGCCCCCCCGUCGUCGCGCUCCGCGCCGACAUGGACGCGCUGCCCAUCCAGGAGGCCGUAGAGUGGGAGCACAAGAGCCGGGUCCCCGGGAAGAUGCACGCGUGCGGGCACGACGCACAUGUCGCCAUGCUCCUCGGCGCCGCCAGCAUCCUCAAGGCUCGCGAGCACCAGCUCAAGGGCACAGUGAAGCUUCUGUUCCAGCCGGCGGAGGAGUCAGGGUGCGGCGCGAAGCGGAUGAUCGAGGACGGCGCGCUGGAGGGCGUGGAGGCCAUCUUCGCCGUGCACGUCUCCCACCAGCACCCGACGUCCGUCAUCGGGUCCAGGACGGGCGCCCUCCUCGCCGGCUGCGGCUUCUUCAAGGCCGUCAUACGCGGCGGCGGCGGCGGCGGCGACACGCAGGAUCAUCCGCGCCGGGCCGCCGUUCCCGUCCUGGCCGCCGCGUCCACCAUCAUCAGCCUGCAGAGCAUCGUCUCCCGCGAGGCUGACCCGCUGGACUCGCAGGUGGUGUCGGUGGCACUCGUGAACGGCAGCGACAUCCACCACCACGCCGCGGCGGCGCAGCCAAAGCCUCAGGAGGAGCUGGUGCUGGCCGGCACGUUCCGCGCCUUCUCGAACGCGAGCUUCUACCAGCUGCGACGGCGGAUCGAGGAGGUGAUCACGGCGCAGUCGCGGGUGCACGGGUGCGUGGCUUCCGUGGACUUCUUCGAGGACCAGAGCUUCUACCCGCCGACGGUGAACGACGCGAGGAUGUACGGCCACGUGCGGCGCGUGGCGACGGAGCUCCUGGGCGGCGCCGCGGCGUACCGCGACGUGCCGCCCAUGAUGGGCGCCGAGGACUUCUCCUUCUACUCGCAGGCGGUCCCCGCCGGGUUCUACUACAUCGGGGUGCGGAACGAGACGCUCGGGUCCGUGCACACGGGGCACUCGCCGUACUUCAUGAUCGACGAGGACGUGCUCCCCACCGGCGCCGCCGUACACGCCGCCAUCGCCGAGAGGUUCCUCGCCGACCACGCCUCACUCAUGGGCAACGGCGCCGCCUCCUCCGACGACGAGACGGUUGACCAGGAGCUGUAACACCGGCCUCGGAGCCCGGCUAGUGGUGGGGUCUGUUGUGCCCGGCCGACGUCGGGCGCGGACACGGGUGGUUUUGGGGGGGAGUGUCCCGUGUGCGUCGCGCCGCCCGGCAGGCGGCGGCGGCGGGAACUGGUGGGGAUUUUGGCCGAUCGCUCGGGGCGUCAGAGUGUGGGCGUGGUGGCGGAACACGGGCUCGGGUUGGUUUAGCCUUUUUGGGGCCGACGGCGACGGGCUCUUGGUGGUGGUGCACCGAUCCGCGGGCGCGGUUCGUGUACCGUUCUUUUUCCCCGUGUUCCGUUUGGGGGCGAGCAAGGAACCAUACGUGACGGGCGGGCGGUGGGCGCGUGUGUAAAACACCUGGAAAGUGUAGCAUGCUGGUGCUGAUAUGAUGCAACAUACACAUGGAACCAUACGUACUUAGGCUGCUCUACAGAGUACUACGUGUGUUUUGCCCUAUGUUGGCGAGGUCUUGGAAACUGAUGAUGUAGCACCUGCAUUAUGAUAACAGGAUCUCUCUGGCUGACACGCAUGUUUCUGCAGUUUCCUCCUUUAUUGUUACACCUUACACGUGAUAAUGCUA
Sorghum bicolor (sorghum) is the source of this 2317-nucleotide messenger RNA. RefSeq names its product IAA-amino acid hydrolase ILR1-like 6. The record is from RefSeq and is a predicted model, not a curated record. Gene Ontology annotation, biological process: auxin metabolic process; jasmonic acid metabolic process. Gene Ontology annotation, cellular component: endoplasmic reticulum. The transcript is spliced from 3 exons. Bases 190 to 1737 code for a protein of 515 amino acids. Gene Ontology annotation, molecular function: IAA-Ala conjugate hydrolase activity. Lineage: Eukaryota; Viridiplantae; Streptophyta; Magnoliopsida; Poales; Poaceae.